UGGCGUCUGUCCAGCGCGUCUUCGACGACUCGACCUUCCGGACCUUCGCGAGAAUUCGCUUCGGCAAGUUUCAGUGCCUUCCCUCGCCAAGUCAAAAGUCCGGAAGGGAUGGUCUGUCUUGCCGGAAGUGCUGGCUCCGGCUGCAAGGCUCCUCCACCAGGAGCCGCUGCACAGGAUCGUCUCGUUGAAGGUGGUCUGUCUGGUAUUUCAGGUGUGGCUUGUGUACCUCGUAUGGCUCGUGUGACUGAUGUGGCUAGUGUGACGAAUGUCAAUUGUAUGUCUGAUGUGACUGCCAUUCCACGUAUGGGAGGUGUGGCCGGUAUGAAGGGUAUGCAGUAUGUAGUCAUCAGUGUGGCUGGUGUGGCCGAUGUUGCUUAUGUGAUUGUGGUGGUUAGUAUGAAAAGUAGACUAGGAAGCUUGUGUGUCUGGCGCAUCCGUUGCGUCUUGUGUGGCUGGUGUGGUAAUUGGGGUUAG
Molecule: messenger RNA, 474 nt
Organism: Protopolystoma xenopodis
Lineage: Eukaryota; Metazoa; Platyhelminthes; Monogenea; Polystomatidea; Polystomatidae
Source: the annotation of a GenBank genome assembly